UCCGACCGGCCCUGCCACAUACUCUUUCUGUAUCCAGAACCCUCAAUCUUAUAUUAAUCCACACAUCUGGAUCAUCUUAUAUUUCCUCAGAAAUAUUCUCUUCUAACUCGAAAGUAACUCAAGGAAAAAUGGCCCCUCAAGACCGCCUUUCCCAAAUUAACAAGCAUCUCAACUACCCCCAAGGCCUGCUGGCAGGCCAGGUAGCCAUCAUCACCGGUGCAGGACAGGGCAUUGGCGCAGAGGCUGCUCGAUUAUUUGCCAAUGAGGGUGCUAAGGUGGUCGUGGCGGAUAUUGAUGCUGACAAGGCAAACUCGGUAGCGAACGCCAUCAACAGCGCAGAGGCAGGCCGCGCCAUCGCCGUCGUGGGCGAUGUGACGGAUUCCAAAUACAUCGAGACAUUGGUAGCCAAAGCGGCUGAGUUCGGUAAUGGCAAGAUCCAUAUCAUCGUCAACAAUGCGGGAUUUACGUGGGAUGGAGUUAUUCAUAAGAUGACAGAUAAGCAAUGGGAGACUAUGCUGGCUGUUCACAAUACGGCGCCUUUCAAGCUCGUGCGGGCUGCGGCGCCAUAUUUCCGUGUCAAGGAUAAGGAGCCACGGGUGAUUAUCAAUAUCAGCAGCACGAGCGGUAUUCAUGGGAAUGCAGGCCAAGUCAACUACGCUCUCGCCAAAGCCGGUGUCGUCGGACUUACAAAAACCAUCGCCAAAGAAUGGGGUCCUGCAUUCGGCGUGCGCGCCAACACUAUUGCCUUUGGCCACGUUACGACCCGAUUGACUGCCGCCAAAGAGGACGGUGCAUUCAUCACCGCCCCGGACGGUACGAAAGUCCCGCUGGGUAUUCCUGGAAAGCAACUUGCAGCCCGCAAGGGUGGUUCUGGAGAUGCGGCAAAGGCCCCCGCUCAAGAGUAUCCCGAUAUCCCGCUGGGUAGGCCAGCGAGUCCAGAGGAAGCGGCCCGGUCGAUUGUGGGCGUGGCGAGCCCGUGGUUUUCUUAUGUGAAUGGACAGACUAUCAUGGUUACGGGGGGAAGGAAUAUGUGAGGUUGUAUAUAGUACAUAUAUUCUAACCAUGAUAUCUCAAUGAGAUGGCUGUUAGCUAUCUUGAUUUUUUCAGGGAGGACUGAUGGGUAGUCAUACCGACUAUAUGUAUAGUAUACAGUGGUUAGCAUGGCAGUAGGUACUAAUUGCUUUGCUUUUGAUGCCCUAUCAAGCUAUAAAUACAC
Messenger RNA from Paecilomyces variotii, 1216 nucleotides. RefSeq lists its product as hypothetical. Lineage: Eukaryota; Fungi; Ascomycota; Eurotiomycetes; Eurotiales; Thermoascaceae. The record is from RefSeq and is a predicted model, not a curated record. The transcript is spliced from 4 exons. Gene Ontology annotation, molecular function: oxidoreductase activity, acting on the CH-OH group of donors, NAD or NADP as acceptor. Bases 129 to 1034 code for a protein of 301 amino acids.